AUGUGUAAGCACACAUGUUUGACCCCACUUGGAAAUCCUACUGAGCCUCCCAUAGACAUAGUUGAGUACGAGGUUCACCAAAUGCCACGUGUAGGAGAUGAGACAACAAGCGCAAGAGCAUAUGUUGGAGAGUCUUUGGGUGCCAAAGAUGAAACAGUGCUUUUGGUGAAUGGUCGCCGAUUGUGUCUUUAUUAUAAGUCGGCUACUAAAGAGGAGUUCCUGCAGGAAUUUGCCCAAAAGGAUGAAACAAAGGUUCCCGCAGCAACUGAUAAGGUUCCUGCAGCAACUGAUCAGGAAAAUAAGAGGUUGUCCGCUUCUCCAGGGAAAGCCAAGAGAAAGUUGGAGGAAGGCGAACCCAACAAGAAGGAGGCUACUUCGAGCAAAAAAAGCAAGAGCGCCACUGGGAUGAAAGCCCAUGAUGAAAAGAAUGAUACAGAGGAAACUGGAAAAGAGGGCAGUGAAAUGGAAAUGGAUGAGUCAGAGGGUGAGGAAAGUUGGAAAGAUGAGGAUGUGGGUGCAGAGGAAGAAAAAGGUGAGAACGAGUCUAACAAUGAUAGUCCAAUUCACAGUGCUAGCUUAGGCAACGACAACAGCCAGCCUAUGAUGGAAUGGGGGAUAUUUGAGGACAUAUUGCAGUUUAUGGUUGAAGAUGCUCCUGUUGCAGAUGAUCCACCAAUUGAAGAAGAAAAUAUUGCAGAACCCUCUUCUCUCGUAGUUUCUGCAGAGGAUGAUUUGCUCGUUGCCGAAGGAGCUGCAGUUAUUAUGGAAGAAGAGAUGGUUGAGGGAAUAAAUGAUGUUGCAGUGGAUGUUCGCCUUUCACGCCAGUUGAAGGAAAGGAUACUCAAGAAGAUGACUAAAGAUCAAAUUACAGAAAAGCUGAGAAGUGUAAGGAAUGGCAUCAGCGGAGCAAUCAGCGAUACUACCAAUCCCAUACCACCGUUUGAGGAUGAUAGAGCACUGGGACAGGGGAGGAGGAGGAGAUUAGACAAGGGUGGCAGAGGUUUUGGAGGAGGAGGAGUAGGUGGAGGUGGAGCAGAUGGGGGAGGUUUUGGAAGAGGAGGAGGAGGAGGAGGUGGUGGAGGUAGUGGGGGAGGUGGUUUUGGGGAUGGAGGUAGAUUUGGAGGUGGAGGUGGUGGAGGAGGAUGGUUACAAAGGAGAGGCAAAGUCGAGGCACAGUUGGAGGAAAGAGAUGCAGAGAUUGCAGCCAGGGAUGUCCAUCUUUUUGCAUGGGAGGCCAAGUUGACUGUAGUUGUGUGA
Molecule: messenger RNA, 1257 nt
Organism: Cryptomeria japonica (Japanese cedar)
Lineage: Eukaryota; Viridiplantae; Streptophyta; Pinopsida; Cupressales; Cupressaceae
Exons: 7
Coding region: 1-1257 (418 amino acids)
Source: RefSeq, a predicted model, not a curated record